GCAGUUGAAGAAACUUAAAUAUAGCUAAGAGGAUGUUAAUUUCUCACAUUCAGUGUUCCUUUUAUAUAUAGAUCACUAGUACACAGUAAUAUUACAAGUAAUCAAUUUAUUUUACUUUACAGCCCUGUUAAAAUUUGCUCACUUACUGCAGAAAGAUCUGAAAUCACAAGGAAUGGAUUUCCAAAAACAUAGGCAGUGUUGCUUAUUGACAUCAAUUAGGAUAAGUAUUUUAUGCCUCAAUACUGUUCCAAAUCAGCACCUAAAUGUUCUAUAAAUGUGACUAAGGAGCCAUUACUUGUGAAAUACAGAAGCCAGAUGUCGUUCCAGAUGAAGGCAAUAACUUGUUCCAACAAAAGCUACCACCAGAUGCUUUAGAGAGCCAUUUCUCAACUGAGGGCCAUAAUAUCAGGGAGGUCACAAAAAUUAAGUGGAGGUGGCUCAUCAGUGUUAUUCCGAAUUCUGGCCUUUCUCUGGGCAGAAUAAACACUGGCAAGCUCCCAGUACAUGCACAAUACUAUCACCUAAUGUCAUUAACUGGUCAUUACUGUUGUUUUCCUCUGAUUUUCACAGCACGAGUGAUGGAAUUGCUUUUUAAACUUCAAGUAAGUUGUCUAUAAUACAAGUAUUGUGGGCCAUACUGAAGAAAUGUUACUGCUUAGAGGUGCAAAAUCAGCUGUGAUUGCUGCAGCAUGUCCCACAGUUCUCUGCUAGUGACUGAUGGGUUUUAUUCACUUGCUUUGCAGUAGCACCUUGAAGGCCUCUGGGAGCGAUUGUACCAUUUCAUCCAUGCUGCAAAUCUCUGGAGGUGAAAUCAAACUACAUCACAUGAAUGUAUGGCCCUUAAUGCCUCAGGUUUAAAAGCAGCAAAUCAAGUGAAGACAGCAACAAAGAAAGGGAAGCAUACAUAAUGGUUAAUUUGACUGGUGAACAUGAUUUCCAGCAGCAGGCGUCAGUCUCAGAGAAGCCACAUGAUGUUGCCAUGCUCCAUAAUAGUUGAGAUGGUGAUCAUGGCAGGGACCGUGAUGCUGGCUUAUUACUUCGAGUACACGGACACCUUCACCGUCAACGUGCAAGGCUUCUUCUGCUACGAGGGCGCGUACCGAAAGCCCUACCCGGGCCCGGAGGACCGCAGCGCCGUGCCGCCGGUGCUCCUCUACUCGCUCACCGCAGGCGUGCCCGUGCUGGUGAUUAUCGUUGGAGAAACUGCAGUCUUUUGUCUACAGUUAGCUACAAAGGAUUUUGAAAACCAAGAGAAAACAAUAUUAACUGGAGACUGUUGUUAUAUAAAUCCACUGGUGCGCAGGACCAUCAGAUUCCUUGGAAUUUACGCAUUUGGACUGUUCGCUACGGACAUCUUUGUAAAUGCUGGACAAGUAGUAACAGGGAAUCUUGCACCCCAUUUUCUUGCACUUUGUAAACCCAACUAUACAGCACUUGGAUGUAAACAGUAUACACAAUUCAUCAGUAGCGUACAUGCCUGUACUGGAAAUCCAGACCUUAUCAUGAAAGCCAGAAAGACUUUCCCAUCCAAAGAAGCAGCACUAAGCAUAUAUGCAGCUAUGUAUCUGGCUAUGUAUAUCACCAACACAGUGAAAGCCAGAGGAACAAGGCUUGCAAAACCUGUUCUGUGUUUGGGUUUAAUGUGCUUGGCCUUCCUUACUGGAAUCAACAGAGUAGCAGAGUAUCGAAAUCACUGGUCAGAUGUAAUAGCAGGAUUUGUAAUUGGAAUAUCUAUAGCAGUAUUUUUGGUUGUUUGUGUGGUAAAUAACUUCAGAGGACGUCAGCCAGAACAUGAACACUCUCAUCUGGAUAAUCUGACCCAGAUGCCCAUGAUCAGCAUACCCAGAGUAGAAAGCCCUUUAGAAAAGAACCACAUCACGGCCUUUGCAGAAGUCACAUGAUGUUGAUGCUGAUGUAUAUUCACUCCAUUGGACUUCAUCUCUUUUCACAGCCCACACAUGAUAUUUGCAGUGUAUCAAAAAUAAGAAAUUUUUAGAAGUCCUAUUUCUGACUUGAUUUUUACAUCACUAAAAUGAUACCAACAUUUUGAAGAAUUCUUAAAUAUUAGAACGUCACUUUACUUUCUAGCAGAAAUAUUAACUGUUUACUUUUAUGAUGGAAUGGGACAAACUGAGCACUAAUUAUCUGACAUUAUCCUCUAUUUUGGCUUCUCAUUGUUUUCAAUGGUUCAUGUACCUAUUCCAACAGUACUUUGUAUUUUGAUUUAACUUUGAUUUUUAAAAUCUACAUUUUUAAUUCAGCAUGAACUUGUUUCCAUUUGAGGCAAUUUCAGUGUAUAAAAACUAGACAAAUAUUAUGUUCUGUAUGAAAAUGCUGUUUGCACAUUGUAUUACGCUGUAUUCCAUGUAAGAUAUCAUUCAAACAGUAUGUUAUAUGUAAGACUGGUGCUUCUGCUUUUGAAGAGAAAAAAAUGCCAAUUUUUACUGUAAUAAGUAUUGUAUCAUAAUUAAAAGUUUAUUUAUUUGGAUAUUUUCCUGACAUAAUUGUAGUUGAAUUGUUGUUUUGUAGUUCUUGAAUGUCUUGAAUGACAUAUAUGUAUCUAGGUUAAAAGAAAUGAGAAUAAUAUAGAAAGUUUGAUCUUUGAUAUAUUCUUUAUUACUAAUGAUAUCCCAUGAAAGGUUAAGGGCUCUGUUCUUAGCUUAGCAUAUCUGAUGGGCAGCCAUGCUAUUCAUAAAUCAUUUAAACAAAUUAUUCAAGGCAGCCUGCAUCUUCUCAUGAUUGUUGUACUCCCUGACACUAUGCUGGGAGAAUGGGUGCUAAGAUAAGGAGAGGGUCACCAGCUUAGUGAGGAAAGUUCAUCUGAGUUUCUACUCCCCAUUUUCAUGGAAAACUUCUGGAGAAACCAAAAUGGCUCAGUUAAUUUUUUUUUCAGCCUAAAUGACCCUAAGCCUAAGGACAGGCAGAUUUUCUUUCUACAAAGCUUUUUAUCUCUGUUUGUGUUUGAGGCUCAUAUUCUUAAAAAAAAGAAAAAACUAUCCUCUGCCAGUCUGCAUGGUGUUGAUUACUUGAUUUUUCUUCAACACCAGUCAGUGUUACCAUAUCUCUGUUAUUGCUGUGAAUAUUCAGAUUAAGCCUCCCCUUUGGAAGAGUCUUGCUGACUAUUCAUAGUGAAGUUGUCCUAUAAAAAUUGAGCAUCAAAUAGGUCUGAAUAUUGUAAAUACUGAAGACAUUCUUCACGUCUGCCAGAAAGCUUCCCUCUGGCAAGAGCUGAUAAAAUAGCACUAUGGAAACAUGGAGAAAACUAUUGGUUGGUGCAGGCUGUUGAGCAUUUUAGGCCUUAAAUUUUCCAGAGUUCAGUGUAUUUCCUGUGCAUUUAUCAUUGUUAGAGUAUGUUUGAAACAGUAGGAUGUAGAAUCAGGUAUAUUUUUUCUAUGGUGAAUUUUAAUGCGUUCUCACAUAGUCAUGAGGUAAUACCUGCUUUUAGUUUUUGUUUUAACCUCUAAAAUACAACUACCUAAAGAGUGCUUGGCAAACAGGGCAAGGCCAAGUCAUCUCUGAGUGCAAUAGAGUAUAUGCCACGAAGUCAUUGUGCUAAGCUGAGAAUUAAGAGAUGGAAGAAAUAUAUCUAUGGGGAGAAAAUACCUAGAAUAUAGUCCUUAGCUACAACUAGGUUACUUAGGUGAUUGAAAAUCCACCUUUAUUAGACUAUCAACUGUGUUUACAAAAAUUGUAGUAGAUCCAAAGUUUGUAUCACCGUGUUAAGCUCACUUACCCUGCUCUUAGUCUAGCUAGUUAGGUUCCAAGGUACUAAUGAUUUCUCUGUGUGCAGAUUUAAAUGAAAUCUUCACUCAUUUUUGCAUGGUAGCAAAUCUGCAUUUUUUUAUAUCUGAUUUAUAAGAUUACCAAGAGAUUCUUUUAUGUUAAAAGAGAUGACUCUUUUUCAGUGUACUGUAUAUCAUCAGCUUGUAACUGGUCUCUUUCUCAGGAUCUUUCCCAGUCAAAUAUUUGGGUUAAAUUUAUCAUAUUAUCUCUGUGAACCAGCAGUGAGAAAACAAAAUGAGAGACACUCUGCUGUAUAAUGUAUUUUUAAAUAAAAUAAUUUUUCAUUCAUA
Sturnus vulgaris (Common starling) is the source of this 4073-nucleotide messenger RNA. It is a transcript of the gene PLPPR5, whose product is annotated as phospholipid phosphatase related 5. NCBI's taxonomy places the organism in Eukaryota, Metazoa, Chordata, Aves, Passeriformes, Sturnidae. Gene Ontology annotation, molecular function: phosphatidate phosphatase activity. The record is from RefSeq and is a predicted model, not a curated record. Gene Ontology annotation, biological process: signal transduction; phospholipid metabolic process; phospholipid dephosphorylation. Gene Ontology annotation, cellular component: plasma membrane.